Messenger RNA from Cryptococcus amylolentus CBS 6039, 1542 nucleotides. RefSeq lists its product as hypothetical. The transcript has 8 exons. Gene Ontology annotation, molecular function: actin binding. The record is from RefSeq and is a predicted model, not a curated record. Bases 1 to 1542 code for a protein of 513 amino acids. Lineage: Eukaryota; Fungi; Basidiomycota; Tremellomycetes; Tremellales; Cryptococcaceae.
AUGAACGCAGCCCUCCUCUCCCAGAUACAGCAGGGAAAAGGCCUCAAGAAGACCACCACAGUCGACAAGUCCGCCCCGCAGGUCGCAGGCGGUGUCGUCGACGGUGGGGGUGCAUCUCGCCCCGCUGCCCAACCUCGACCUUCCGCACCCUCGGCCCCAUCUGCGUCGAGCAGCGAUCCAGCUUCGCAACUGGCCGGGCUCUUUGCUGGCGGUAUGCCACAGCUGAAAAAGGCCGGAGACAGAGUGCCAUCGGGCUCAGGAAACCUCGCGAAACCCCCACCAGUCCCAUCGCUCAACAAGUCCAAACCAUCAGCACCGCCCCCACCCCCACCCACAGCUCCUCGACAGCCGCCCCCUGCACCACCUCUGCCAAGUGCACCCAGCAGGACUGCCCCCCCACCCGUACCGCCAGCCCCCGCUGUUUCACGUAAACCUCCCCCUAGAAUUCCCCCUGCACCGCUACCACCAACGACCUCGCGUACUGCUCCCCCUGCCCCGCCCCCUCCCCCUCCUCUUCCUACAAGUUCUACAUCUGCAGCACCAGCUCGAGCUUUACCGCCUCCUGCAAGAGCUGCUCCUUCACCAGUGAGAGCCGCGCCCACUGUCCCUGCUCCGCCAAAGAGAAAUACGCCAGCCCCGCCGCCUUUACCAGGGAGAUCCCCUGCUCCGAGCCUGCCGAGUAGGCCUACAAGCACUGUUGGAGGUGGUCGAACUGUGCCUCCCCCCCCGCCCAGCAGGCCUUCGGGGAAUGCUCCUCGAGCGCCCCCUCCUCCUCCCCCUCGACCAACAGGCCCGCCUACUCUUCCUUCUCGCCCGGCCAGUUCGUAUACCGCUCCGAGCCGCACUCUUCCUCCAGCCCUGCCUUCAUCCAGCGAAAGUCGGGCCCCUCCCACGCCCCCUCGCAGACCUACCAGUGUCGCAUCUCCUCCCGCUCCCUCUCCUCCUCCUGCGGUAGCUCCAAGGAGGUCACUGCCGCCCGUUGCACCAGCUCCUCCAGCAAGGAGCUUGCCUCCCCCUGCGCCGCCACGUCAGCCCUCGUACGAACCCGAGGAAGAAAGUGAGGAAGAAGCGCCGCCCCCUUUGCCGAGGACAGCGAGUCCGGCCGUGAGAGGAUUGCCGCCUGCACCAAGUCCUGCUGCUCGAUUGCCACCAGCUCCUCCUGUGGCCCCACCAGCUCCCCCUGGACCGAGCCCUGCCGCUCGAGCUGUUCCGCCUGCUCCAGCCCGUCCAGUGCCCUCGCCAGCCUUUGAUACCCGUCCCAAGCCCUCUGGUACAGUCUUUGCCCCUCCUCCUCCAGCUCCAGGAACUGGUCCUACGAAUCGUGCAAGCCUCGCACCGCCCAUCGCGCGAAACGGUUCUAGAUCCAACUCUGGAUCCGACUAUGCUGGGAGCGAAGAUGAUGAUGGAGUGCCAGAGCCGGCGGCUGUUGUUGGUGGAUGGACUUUCCCUAUGAAGGGAAUGUUCCCUGCGCCGAGGCCGUGGGCUGGAACGAGAAAGACGUACGUCAGUGGGAAUGCCGUUGGGGGUGGAAGAGGCUUCUAG